Messenger RNA from Gastrolobium bilobum, 2061 nucleotides. RefSeq lists its product as uncharacterized. The coding region runs from base 1 to 2061 and encodes 686 amino acids. The transcript is spliced from 4 exons. The record is from RefSeq and is a predicted model, not a curated record. NCBI's taxonomy places the organism in Eukaryota, Viridiplantae, Streptophyta, Magnoliopsida, Fabales, Fabaceae.
AUGGUUAAGGAUUGGUAUUGGGCAGGAAGGUCCUCCAAGAGAGGUGAAGGAGCUGAAACAGAAAUCCCUUCUGGUUGCAUGUGUGUUGUCUUUCAGGCUUUUGAUUUUCAUCCAUUUAACUUUUCCAUAAACCAGCAACAAUCCUCUUUCAAGUCUUCCUCUCGAAUCCCACAAGACCAGUGUGUCCCCAAAGGAGCUGAAGCACCCAGGAAUAGCUUGGAAUCAGAGGAUGGUACAGUGUCAUCUAUCUCAAAAGAAGACAAUUUAAACAUUCCGAAGAAUAUACGAAUCAAAACCAGUGGAACCACAAGAUCAAGAAGUUUUAAUGAUUUUUCCUCAGAAAUUAGUGGCUCUCCAGGGACCAAGACACCGACUUUGGUUGCAAGAUUAAUGGGUCUUGAUCUUCUUCCUGAUUCACAUUCUUCCUCAUCUCUUUCCACUCCAAACCGACAAGGCCAUCCACAUCAACACCACAAGAGACCAAGGCAACACAUCCAAAUAAUAAAGCACAGAAACAGCACAGAUAGUGACAAUGUAGCCAUUCGCUCAUUGCCUGAGACUCCUAGAAUUUCUUCCGCAAGAAGAUCAGAUGUUGAGCAUAGACUAUCUCUCCAAAUCAACAAGGAAAACAUGGGCUUUGGUGAGGAUUUGGAGGUUCCUCGGCUUUCAUUUUCAAAAAGGAAAUAUGAUGAGAACAAUAGCAGAAGUCCAAGCCACUAUGCCAGGCAAAUUAUUAAACAUGUUAAAGAAAGUGUAAGCAGGAAAGUUGGGCUUGACAUAACCAACACUGUCAAAAACAGAGAGCAAGGAAGAGAAGAAUUUGUUGGCCAAUUCAAAAUCAAGAAACCUCCCAAGACAUCAGUGAAAUCAUUAGAUGAAUCCAGCCCAGGAAAGCACUCAAACCAAUCUUACUCCCCAAGACUCAGCAGAUUCAUUGAUACCAAAGACAAACCAAGUACAAAACCAUCACCAAUUACCCCAAAAGAUCAAAACACACACCCAGUACUAAAACCACCAUCACCACCACCUGUAAUCAACAUUGAAACACAGCUUUCAAGAGUUUCAACAAAACCAAAGCCUCAAGCAUUGCCCGAGAAAGAGUUGCAGAACCAAAAAUCAGUCCCAAAAUGCAAGAAAACCACCCAUGAAAAAGUGAGUUCACGGCUUAACAAGCCUCCACAGGCAUCAAUCAGAAACAAGCAAGAUGAGUCAUUUAUUAUCCGUCCCCCAUCAGCCGCCAGAGCCAAUGACAACAAAACCAAAAGCAAGAGAACUCAUCCACUUUCAACCAAUCUUCUCAAUAACCUCAACACGGUUCCAAAUCUUCUCCCUCUCAAGACAGGCCCUUCUCCUCCACCAACCAAAAUUCCUCAAAAACAGUUACUGGUAUCAGAUGAUAGCCAAGAAGCAAAACACAGCACACAGUUAUUUAGUUGUUCGCGCCAGACGUACAAACAAGAAGUGACGCACACACUCGCCACCCGAGGAACCAACGAUGAAGACAAAUCUAACGUUUCCUUCACCACCAUCGGAGCAGAAGAUGAAGGGCCGGAAUUUCAGUACAUCACAACCAUUCUAAGCCGUACUGGAGUACACAAAGCCACAGUACCCCAUCUCAAUUUUCAAUGGUUCUCUCCUACCCAUCCAUUGGACCCUUCAGUUUUUCACCUUCUUGAGCACUGCCCAACAUCCAAUCCCUUUGUUUCUUUCCCCGACAACAAUAAAGAUGGCAACUUUACGCAGAAAAGCCAUCUGGGUCCACGUUGCAACCGUAGAUUACUGUUCGAUUUGGUCGAUGAAGUGUUGUCGGAGAUUCUUGUCCGGCCAAAGUGUUACCGUGGGUUGUUGUUGGAGACGGUGUGGAAGAGGGUUCGGAGUUUUCCACGUGCGAAAUGCGAGGUUCAGGAAGACAUUGAUGGGUUGAUAGAGAUGGAGGACAUGCAGGAGAAGAUGAAGGAAGAAAGAGAAGAAGGGUUGGUGGCGGAGAUCGAACGGAACAUAUUGGAGUCGUUGGUGCAUGAAACGUUUACCGUUAUGGUUGGUGGCGUGGUGGAAGGGUAG